AUGAUCCUCAAGCCCCACUUCCACAAGGAUCGGCAGCAGAGAGUGGACCCUUGGUUCUACCGGCCAGGACGCGAGAUCCACAGACGCAAGACCGGGCAGGCGAAAGCUCACCGCAUCGCCCCUCGCCCCACGUCUGGUCCCAUCAGACCCAUCGUGAGGUGCCCUACAGUUAGGUACCACACCAAGGUUCCGGGCAGGGUCUUCAGCCUGGAGGAACUCAGGGAGGCUGGUGUCAACAAGAACAUGGCUCGCACCAUCUGCAUCUGUGUGGACCCAAGGAGGCGAAACAAGUCCACUGAGUCACUGCAGGCCAAGGUGCAGCGCCUGAAGGAGGGCUACCGCUCCAAGCUCAUAUGUUUCCCCAGGAAGCCUUCUGCUCCGAAGAAGGGAGACAGAUCUGCUGAAGAACUUAAAUUGGCCAUCCAGCUAACAGGACCUGCGAUGCCCAUCCGGAAUGUGUACAAAAAGAAAAAGUCAUCACAGGAGAAGAACUUUAAGGCUUUUGCCAGUCUUCGCAUGGCCCGUGCCAAUGCCCGGCUCUUUGGCAUCUGA
Rattus rattus (black rat) is the source of this 552-nucleotide messenger RNA. Its product is annotated as 60S ribosomal protein L13-like. Gene Ontology annotation, biological process: translation. Gene Ontology annotation, molecular function: RNA binding; structural constituent of ribosome. The record is from RefSeq and is a predicted model, not a curated record. Gene Ontology annotation, cellular component: cytosolic large ribosomal subunit; ribosome. The transcript has a single exon. Bases 1 to 552 code for a protein of 183 amino acids. NCBI's taxonomy places the organism in Eukaryota, Metazoa, Chordata, Mammalia, Rodentia, Muridae.